AUGUUUACCGGUUUGGUUGAAACGAUCGGGACCGUGUCGUCCCUGGAACCCCUCGAUACCUCGUCUAGUGGGGGUGGGGGCACCUCGUUGACCAUCUCCAACUGCGCGGAAAUCCUCACGGAUGUGCACCUGGGAGAUAGCAUUAGUGUAAAUGGAACCUGCCUCACGGUCACGACCUUCGACACCGACAAGACCUGGUUCAAGGUCGGCGUCGCACCCGAAACCCUCCGCCGCACGAAUCUCGGAUCCCUCCGGACGAACUCCCGCGUGAACCUCGAGCGCGCCGUGCUCGGCGAGACCCGCAUGGGCGGACAUUUCGUGCAGGGCCACGUCGACACCAUCGCCACAGUGCUCUCCGUGACGCCGGACGAGAAUGCACUGGUCUUCCGCUUGCAGCCGCGCGAGCUGCAGGUCAUGCGGUAUAUCGUCGAGAAGGGCUACGUGACACUCGACGGCGCCAGUCUGACCGUCACCAAGGUGGUGGAUGGCCCUGAGGGGUACUUCGAGGUGAUGCUGAUCGCCUAUACCCAGGAGAAGAUCGUCACCGCGGCUAAGAAGCCCGGGGAUGAUGUGAAUGUCGAGAUUGACAUUGUGGGCAAGUACGUGGAGAAGAGCGUCGAGGGGUACUUUGCCGGCACGGCCGGUGGAGAUAUGAGCAUCCUGGAAAAGAUGGUGUCUCGGAUUGUGGAUGAGAAGCUGAAGCGGUGA
Aspergillus melleus is the source of this 708-nucleotide messenger RNA. RefSeq names its product riboflavin synthase (gene RIB5). Gene Ontology annotation, biological process: riboflavin biosynthetic process. Lineage: Eukaryota; Fungi; Ascomycota; Eurotiomycetes; Eurotiales; Aspergillaceae. Gene Ontology annotation, molecular function: riboflavin synthase activity. The transcript has 3 exons. The record is from RefSeq and is a predicted model, not a curated record. The coding region runs from base 1 to 708 and encodes 235 amino acids.